ACCACAGAUUUAGAAAUCUAUAUAUUAGCACAUGUAGACUUUUGGAUUAGAUGUUGCUAUUUUUUGCUUUGUCUGGGCAUUAUGCUGGCAUCAAGCAGUGCGACUGUUGUCUACUUGUGGAAACACAUAAAGAGAAUGGAGGAGAAUGGAAGCUCUUUCUCUGCUCUUCGUAAAAAGCAGCAGAUGAAAGUGACAAUCUUGGGCAUUAUACAGGGUGUCCUCUUCUUUUUUGCUUCAGGGUGGCUCAUGACAGAAGAGCCCUUUACAUAUUUUACUGGUUUUAUGGAUCAGCACGGCCAUUUGAUUUGCACUGUCAUGGCACUGUACUCUCUUGGAACAACCAUCCUUUUAGGUCCAUGGAUGUACAUUCUUUUAGUGGCCGGACUUCUCUUUGCUAUGUGGACUGGUUUUACUGCCUCCCUUGCUCUGAAUGUGUGUUACUACUUCCAAAUUGUUCCUGUACGACGGCCUUUUUUGAUCUGGAUGAAGAAGCACAUCAGACUCUUUGUGUACUUGGCAUUAUUUGUUGACAGACUCUUCUUUCUGACUGAAUUCCUUGUACGCGUUUUCUGGGAAGUUUCUGCAAUUAACUUGAAUUCAACAAUUCAUGUGAACAUCACCAGUGAAACCACAGAUUUAGAAAUCUAUAUAUUAGCACAUGUAGACUUUUGGAUUAGAUGUUGCUAUUUUUUGCUUUGUAUGGGCAUUAUGCUGGCAUCAAGCAGUGCGACUGUUGUCUACUUGUGGAAACACAUAAAGAGAAUGGAGGAGAAUGGUAGCUCUUACAAUGCUCUUCGUAAAAAGCAGCAGAUGAAAGUGACAAUCUUGGGCAUUAUACAGGGUGUCCUCUUCUUUCUUGGUUCAGGGUGGCUCAUGACAGAAGAUCUCUUAUCUUAUUUUGCUGUUGUUUUUGAUCGGAGAGGCCAUUUGAUUUGCACUGUCAUGGCAUUGUACUCUCUCGGGGCAACCAUCCUUUUAGGCGUUGGUCAGUCAAAAUUCCGCCUAAUGGCUAAAAAUAUUGGCAGAAAACUACAAACCUGGAAAUUCCCUUUGUCCUAAUCAUUCAGUUUAUGUUAUCUCACUUCUGCCAGCAGAUGGAUCUAUAGGCAUGUUGGAAGCGAUGUUGGGGCAGCACUCAAACUAAAACAGUCUAAAAUGUAGAUGUUUUCAUGCACAUAAAGUCCUUUGUGAUCCGGUGACAGUACUGAAAAUGGCUUGUGAUUGAAAUUAUGUAACUCAAGAUUAAAACUUUCAGUAUAAGAACAUAAUUUGCAGAUAUUUGAAUGGAUAUGAAACUGUGUUGACAUUUGCAAACCACAAACUCAUUUUUCCUCUUUAUGCAAAAUGGUAAAUGCAGUAAAUACAUAUA
Molecule: messenger RNA, 1369 nt
Organism: Cyprinus carpio (common carp)
Lineage: Eukaryota; Metazoa; Chordata; Actinopteri; Cypriniformes; Cyprinidae
Biological process (GO): G protein-coupled receptor signaling pathway; sensory perception of taste
Cellular component (GO): membrane
Molecular function (GO): G protein-coupled receptor activity
Source: RefSeq, a predicted model, not a curated record